UUAAAAAUCAAAAAAAAUUUUUAGCUAUUGUAUAAUUAGCGUUUAAUCAAUUCAAAAUCAACAAAAUGCAAUGUAAAUAAGUUCCCACUGUGUUUCCGUUCAUAUAUGUCUUCAUGUUGUUUCGCGUAACGUAACCAACUGCUGUCUGAACAAUCCUACCCCGUUUGAGAGAAAAAAAAAAAUGGACUCAUUUAAGCUUUAAGGCUCCGCGCACUUGUGCUGGCCACCAAACGAGAAUAUUUAUUCGGAACGCAGCAAAGCAAACAUAAUGCUUCAGUAUAAAAACACGAACACAACGCUAGCCAGUGCGGUCAAUAACAAUAACAAUGGGCAAGCGAACACUGCCACGCCCGCCGCCUCCGCUAAGGCAGCAAAUAGUGCGGGCGCCGUCACGAAUACGUCGACUGCUGCUGCACCCGCACCGCAAAUGCAACAGAUCAUCAACAUACAUCAGAUGCCGCCACAGUUUAUGCAGGCAGCGCAACUGCAGCAGGCUGGCGGUGCCACCACCGUGUCCGGCCUGCCGCAGAACAUGUUCCAGAUUGUGCAGCCGAUGGGCAUGCAAACGGUCAACAUUGACGGGCAGGAGGCCAUCUUUAUACCCAAUCUAAAUGCACAGCUGGCCACUGCGCAGGCAGUCAACAUAAAUGGCCAGCAGGCGUUCAUAACGCCCAACGGCCAGAUAGUGCGGGCGCCACAGGCGCUGCCCACGCACGAUCCCACCCAGACGCAGCUGUUCACCAUACCCGGCACAAACAUACAAAUACCGCUGGCGAAUAUUGUGCAGCAGCAGCCGCAACAACAACAGCAGCAGCAACAACAACAACAGCAGCAGCAGCCGCAACAGUCUGCCACGCCAGGACUCGCACUCCAAGCCCAGGCGGCGGCGGCGGCACAGCAGCAACAGCAACAACAGCAGCAGCAGCACAACCAGGCGACUGGCGGUGCGGCGGCGGGGCAAACGAUCACCAUUCCCGGCACCAACAUACAAAUACCCGCCUCUGUGGCCGCCGCAAACGGGCUGCUGGGCAACAUAACGAAUCUGCUGGGCGGAGCGCCCACCACAAUUAAGCUGGAGAACGGCCAGACACUACAGAAUAUACAAUUGCGCGCCGCAGCGCCUGGUGCGGCACAGCAGCUGCUGCAGUUUCCGCAGCCAGCGCCGGCGGCGGCACCGACGCUGCAGCAAACGGUGGCCGUGCAGAUACCCGUGCAAACGGCCAACGGCCAGACCAUCUACCAGACGGUUCACGUGCCCGUUCAGGCGGCCGCGGCGCCAGCGACACCAGCGCAGCCCACCUUGUCGAAUCUGACGCAAUCAAUCCAGGCGCUGCCCGCCUCCAUGCAGCAGGCGGCUGCCCAAAUGCAGAUCAUACCACAGUUUGCACAAAUUGCCCAAAUUGUGACGCCCAACGGGCAAAUCCAGCAGGUUCAGUUGGCGCCGCUAAAUGCACUCAACUAUUCGCAGCUGCCGCCGAAUGCGAAUAUCAUACACAUACAGAAUCCGCAGCAACAUCAGCAGUUCGUGCAGUCGCAGCCCCAGCUGCAGCAGCAGCAGCAACAGGCGCAACAACAACAGCAGCAGCAGCAACAGGCGCAACAGCAGCAACUGCAGCAGCAAACGCAGCAACAACAACAGCAACAGCAGCAGCAACAACAGCAACAGGCGGCGGCAGCAGCUGCGGCUGUGCAACAACAGCAACAGCAGCUCUUCAAUGCCAUCAAUGAGGCGGGCGGGCAAUUGCCGGCCAAUCAGCCCAUAACCAUAACAAAUGCACAGGGACAACAGUUGACGGUGAUACCGGCACAGCAGCUGCAACAGUUGCAGCAGCUGCGGGCGAAUCAAAUGCAGCUGCAAACGGGCAAUCUGCAGGCGCUGCCCAUACAGAAUAUACCCGGUCUGGGUCAGGUGCAGAUCAUACAGGCGAAUCAAUUGCCCGCGAAUAUGGCUGCCAACUUUCAGCAGGUGCUCACACAGCUGCCCAUGCCGAUGCAGACGACAACAACUAGCGCGGUGGGCAAUCAGGCGCAGCAUGCACCAGCACUGACCAUGCUGCCCAAGCAGGAGCCACAGAGUCCCACACAGCUGAUCACGAGCAUUAAACAGGAGCCGCCAGAUGCAACCGUCUCGAAUACAACUAACAACACAGUCCAGCAGCCGCAACAGAUCAAGUUCAUAAUGCCACAAUCGCCGCAGCAGCAGCAACAGCAGCAGCAGCAGCAGCUGAUUGGAGCUGAUGGAGGCAGCAACAGCAGCAGCUGUCUUCCGGCCGUGACAAUCCCAGCCUCCAUACAGAUAACCGCCUUGCCUUCACCGGCGCCGCCGGCGACGGCACGCAGCACGCCCAAGCUGACCAUGACCAGCAUAGGCAGCAGCAGCAAUACCAGCACACAGAUAACCAUGAGCUCGGCCGGGCAAAUGGUGGCGCGUGCCAAGCAGCUGAAGCAAGUGACGCAGCCAGCGACGGCGGCGUCGACGGCGACCAGCGUCAAUGUGAACAUCAAUGUGGGCGAGAGCAUGGUGCCGGAGAUCAAGCCGCGGCUGAAGCGCGUCGCUUGCACCUGUCCCAACUGCACCGACGGGGAGAAGCAUUCGGAUCGCAAGCGUCAGCACAUCUGUCACAUACCCGGCUGCAGCAAGGUCUACGGCAAGACUUCGCAUCUGCGCGCCCAUUUGCGCUGGCAUACGGGCGAGCGUCCGUUUGUCUGUUCCUGGGUGUUUUGCGGCAAGCGCUUCACGCGCUCCGAUGAGCUGCAGCGGCACAGACGCACGCACACGGGCGAGAAGCGUUUCCAGUGCCGCGAAUGCAACAAGAAGUUCAUGCGCAGCGAUCACCUGUCCAAGCACAUCAAGACGCACUUUAAGACGCGCUCGAGCGUUGAACUCAUCGAGCUGAACAUUAAGCAGGAGCCGAAAAUCAAUGCGCCCAAAAGUAUUAGCACCAUGAGCGGCAUCGUGACCAUUGAGAUACCGACGAGCGGACCGGCGGCCAAUGGCAGCGGCGCCUCCAGCGUGGCGGCAACAGUUGCGGGCUCAACUGUAACGGCAGCGCCGGGCGGCGCAACAAUCGUGCAGCUGCCCACAUUGAGCGGCGAUGAUGGCGUUGGCGGCGCCUCCACGGACAGCUUUGGCGAGGACGAUGAACUGGACGACGAGGAGCUGACCGAAGAGGAUGACGAGGAACUCACCGAAGAGGAUGAAGAGGACGACGAGGAGGAUAGCGGCGAUGAGGAGAAAAUGACCAUCUCUGUCAGCGAACUGGGCGAAAACUCAUCCAACUAGCAUUCGGAAUCGCUGUUCAUGGAACAGUUCAUCUUCGAUCACUUCCCAUAGCCCAUGCUAAACGAAUUGCAGCCUGUACAGUGGAUACCUAGCAUAGCCUGGCCCAACAGAUGCGACUAAUUGUAUUUAUGUAAUGUGUUUAUGUAAAUCUUUGUAUAUAGUUCAGAAAUGAGAAAUAAGUUAUCCUUCGGCUAGCCGAAGCACACAAAAAUCCUUGCAGAGGUCAAGUAAGUUUAUUUUUCAAUCAAUUACAGCCUCUUAAUUUUGUAUAUAAAAUUAGGCUGUAACAUUUU
This is a messenger RNA of Drosophila novamexicana, 3576 nucleotides long. It is a transcript of the gene Spps, whose product is annotated as transcription factor Sp4. The record is from RefSeq and is a predicted model, not a curated record. The coding region runs from base 269 to 3283 and encodes 1004 amino acids. Lineage: Eukaryota; Metazoa; Arthropoda; Insecta; Diptera; Drosophilidae. The transcript is spliced from 2 exons. Gene Ontology annotation, biological process: regulation of transcription by RNA polymerase II. Gene Ontology annotation, molecular function: DNA-binding transcription factor activity, RNA polymerase II-specific; RNA polymerase II cis-regulatory region sequence-specific DNA binding.